Scatophagus argus is the source of this 2528-nucleotide messenger RNA. RefSeq lists its product as uncharacterized. The transcript has 5 exons. Gene Ontology annotation, biological process: response to bacterium. Lineage: Eukaryota; Metazoa; Chordata; Actinopteri; Scatophagidae. The coding region runs from base 54 to 689 and encodes 211 amino acids. The record is from RefSeq and is a predicted model, not a curated record.
CCCCCUGAGAGGAGGUCAGUGUUGUAAAGCAUCAUUAUGGUAAUACUAUCAAAAUGAGGAACCUGAUUAUAGCUUUACUUCUCUGCAGCCUCAGCUGGAUCUCUGUUUCCGAUUCUGAGUCUAAGAUUGUGAAGGUUCAGUCGGGUGAAGAAGUCACAUUGCUGUGCUCCAACUUCUCCAGUGCUCCCACUCAAAUGCUCUGGUUUACGCUGGUCAACAGAUCCCAGCCCCAGUGUGUGUCCUUUAUGUUCACAGCUUUGGAACAUGCUUCAUUCUGUGGAGGAUUUGAAAAUGGAAAAUUUGAAAUGAGAUCCAACCUCUCUACUCUCUUUCUCAAAAUCAAACAAGUGGAUUUAUUUGACUCUGGCCUGUAUUUUUGUGGAUAUUAUUUAGGAGGACACCCAGUUAUAAUAAGCACAACAUAUCUUGAGGUUCAAGAAGUGUUUGAUGGAAUAACACAGUUGAUGAGUGUGAUCCUGGGCAGUGUGGUUAUUUUCCUCGGUACGAUUGUCAUUUGUCUGACUGUUAAAAUCAAGAAGCUUCAGAAAGCUCAUGCUGAAGAACAAAAUCAACAGCAAGCAGAGGAUGAGCUGAACUAUGCAACUGUGUCUUUUCAUCCAAAACCAAAAAGAAACUGCAGGCCUGCAUCUGAAGGACAGGAGGAUGUCUGUGCUAUUAACUGCAGCUGAAAGAGGAACAUCACGUUUUAGGUUUUGUUUUAUUGAUAGACCUGUGUGCAGGUUUCUAUCACGUUGUCAAAAACUCUUACUUUGUCACAGAGACAUUCAGAAUGCCAUCUUGUCAUUUCUUUAUUUUUUCCUUUGUUUCGCCCGCCUUUAAUCUGAGACCACAUAAACUUGAUUUGGGGGUUUGGCAAAAGAAACCAGUAAAAACACUGACGACUGUCUAGAUUCUCUUACAGAUACAGUUAGAUGGAAGUCUGCAACAGUGCAGUUUCAGAAUCAGCUGUUGUGUCAACUGUUAAACAUACAUCUGAAAGAAAUAGUCAUGACCAGGGUAUAAAAGCGGACAAGAAGAUCAGCAACACAUCACUUGUUUAACAGGAAGAGAUAGCGUGGUGUGGUUUGAACCCAGAUGAGGUUUACUCUCAUCUUUCAUGCAGGCAAAAAGAUGAGCCUCACAUGCAGAAGCUUUUGAAUUAUAGCAAUGGUACGAGUCUACCUGCAUCACAAAAGAGGUGUCAACCUCUAAAACUUGUGAAAAAAAAUUGCUGCAGCCGCAUAUGAAACCACUCACUCUACAGGCUGUACAUACCGAUCCCAUCUAAACAACAGCAGGUGCACCUCCUCUGUCUCCACCAUGAAAGGUGUCUGCAGCUAAAUGACACACACUCUUGUUCAUCUUGGUUAGCAAAACAAAACAGAAACAUAAAAAACUGGACCUUUGCAAAUUUUAUAUAUAAAUACAUUCAAAUUAAAUGUGUCACACACAUCUUUGUCAGAUGGUUUUUAUUGAUGCAACCCCUCACCAAGCCAGCCCCAAAGUGGAACAGUGACUCUUGUUGUUUGAUGGAAUUGGACAGAACGUGUAGUGUUUGUAAUAAUUGAAGAAGCUCAUGAGAGAUGAACUGUCAUUGUGCAGGUAGCUUUUGGUCAACUGUGAGAAGUUAGUUAUGCUGUCUGCCUGACAGACUCAGGAAGUAAAUGGAACUGCAGCUAAAAGUGGAACUGAUUCUUCAUCAUGUUUACCUGCUGUGGUGCUUCGUGUAGGAGGGUGCAAGGAAGUAAAAUCACUUCCAACCUGUACUACGAGAUUGUAUCUGCCUAAAAUAAAGCCUCAAACCACAGGAAGACUCAAAGUCACAUGAUAUAUUCCCCAAGAACCAGUCACAAAAUCAGUACAUUUUGGCAACAGAAGCAACUGUUCAAAGAGAAUCUGAUGGUUUUUAUAUUGAUAUGUUGAUGUAGUUUUAUGUGUCAGUUACCAUCACUUUGGGGAAAAGAAAAAGGCAGUACAAUAUGUUAUGUGUCACCUUCUCCUUUAUUUUUCAUUCUCUCUCUCUCUCUCUCUCUCUCUGCUCUCUGUGUGUCAUGCAGUCAGUAAUAACACUGAUGACUAUCCAGAGUCUCUUAGGUCUGCAGCAGUGAAUGUGUGAGCAACGUUCACCUGAUUGACAGGAGAAGACUGAGUUGCCUCACUGCUGAUUUGAAAAUCAUGAGGUCCAAAGUACUGGCUGACUCUUUAAUCAAGAAAAGAAAAUCAGCCUCUACGUUUUACAGAUGUUUUUGAAAAUCAUAGACUUGACAGACAUGUGUUAUUACCUGCUGUUAACACACUCAGCCUGCAGUGGGGUGCUCUGUCAGUUUCUGCCCUCUGUGCCUUUUUUUCCUCUGUGACCAACAGCACUGCCUCUAUCAGCAUACAAUAAAGUUUCAACCACAGGAAAAAUGGCUAUAAGCUGCUGUUUUCUCAUAAGUGUGACUUUCACAAUGUAAGGAACAACAUCAACAACCUAAUGUGUGCACAAGUGUGAAAAUAAGCUCACUUUUGUAUUCAGCUACUGUUAA